AUGCCGUCACCCACCGAGCCGGAGAGUGCCGCCCAGGACGCGCCGACGCGGCCAUUCGCGUCGUUCCGGCUGCCGGCCUACGCACCUGAAGAAGCCGAGCUCUGGCUGGUGCAGGUCGAGUGUGCCUUCGCCGUCGCCGGCAUCACGGAUGACCACGACAAGUUCCGGCUGCUGGUGGCCAACCUGCCUGUGCAUGUCGCUUCACAAGUUCGAGACGUGAUAACAGCCGAGACCGGCUCGUUCUCAGAACUAAAAGGGGCCCUGAGCACGCGCCUGGCCCAGUCGCGCGCCUCACGCCUCGAGGCACUCCUCCGCGACCACCAGCUGGGCGACAGGAGGCCCACGCAGCUGUUGCGCAGCAUGCAGCACAUGCUGGGCAGCGCGGGCCACGACCUCGGCCUUCUCAGGACGCUGUUCCUGCAGCGCCUGCCGCCGACGACCCGCGCCGCCCUCGCGCUGCUGCCGGAGGACACUGGUAUUGACGACCUGGCCAGCGCGGCCGACCGAUUCCAGGAGGCCUCUGGCGGUGCCGCCGUGACUGCUGUUUGCACGCCGACGGCCGGCGUCGCUGCCGCCUGUGGCCCGCCGGCCGGCCCUGGGGUCACGCUCGCCCCGCCGGCCAGCGCGGUGGCCGCCGCCGGACCGCCCGCCGCCUGCGGGUGCGGUAACUCCGGCAUGGCCGCUGCCGUCACCGCCCUCACCGCUGCGGUAGCACGCAUCGAGGCCGUGUUCCAGCGGGGCGGUGCCGACGCUCCUCGGCGUGGCCGCUCCCGCUCCCGUCCGCGCCGACCCGCACCUGCCUCGUCUGGCAGUUCUCAACCGGCAUCGGUGACACCUGAUGAAGGGUACUGCUGGUACCACCAGAAGUACGGCGCGGAGGCCCACCGCUGCAGACCGCCGUGCUCCUGGUCGGGAAACUAG
Messenger RNA from Amphibalanus amphitrite, 921 nucleotides. RefSeq lists its product as uncharacterized. The record is from RefSeq and is a predicted model, not a curated record. The transcript has a single exon. Lineage: Eukaryota; Metazoa; Arthropoda; Thecostraca; Balanomorpha; Balanidae. The coding region runs from base 1 to 921 and encodes 306 amino acids.